UUCUGAUGACUCCGCCCUUUUCUCGGUCUCUCCGGUUUUGUACUGUCCACGCCGAGGCGGCUUUCUUCACACAACAGAGGCAGACUAACGCAAAAUGGCCCUCCACGUUCCCAAAGCACCGGGCUUUGCCCAGAUGUUGAAGGAUGGCGCCAAGCACUACUCGGGUCUUGAAGAGGCAGUCUUUCGCAACAUCAGAGCUUGCAAGGAACUUUCUCAGACAACACGCACAGCUUACGGGCCCAAUGGCAUGAAUAAAAUGGUCAUCAACCACUUGGAGAAACUGUUUGUCACUAAUGAUGCUGCCACCAUCCUCAGAGAACUGGAAGUGCAGCAUCCAGCGGCCAAAAUGAUCGUCAUGGCAUCCCACAUGCAAGAGCAGGAGGUGGGGGAUGGGACCAACUUUGUGCUGGUGUUUGCCGGCGCUCUGCUGGAGGUGGCGGAGGAGCUCCUCAGGAUGGGGCUUUCCGUGUCAGAGGUCAUUGAAGGAUACGAGAAGGCCUGCAAGAAGGCUCUGGAGAUCCUUCCCGACUGCGUGUGUUCUAAAGCCAAGAACCUCCACGACAUGAAAGAAGCCACGGCGUUGAUCCGCACAGCCGUCAUGAGCAAGCAGUACGGUAACGAGGACUUCCUCUCUAACCUCAUCGCGCAGGCUUGUGUGUCCAUCUUCCCAGAGUCUGGCAAUUUUAAUGUCGAUAACGUCAGAGUCUGCAAGAUUUUGGGUUGUGGAGUGACAGCGUCCUCCAUGCUGCAUGGUAUGGUGUUCAAAAAGGAGGCAGAGGGAGACAUCACCUCGGUUAAAGACGCCAAGAUUGCUGUUUUCUCCUGCCCCUUUGACUGCAUGGUCACAGAGACUAAGGGCACAGUGCUGAUCAACAACGCACAGGAGCUGAUGGACUUCAGCAAGGGAGAGGAGGACAUGAUGGAGACGCAGGUGAAAGCCAUCAAGGAGGCGGGUGCCAACGUGGUGGUCACGGGGGGCAAAGUGGCCGACAUGGCGCUGCACUACGCCAACAAGUACAAGCUCAUGGUGGUCAGGCUGAACUCCAAGUGGGACCUGAGGAGGUUAUGCAAGACGGUGGGAGCUGUAGCUCUGCCCAGAUUGACCGCACCCACCCCUGAGGAAAUGGGUCACUGUGACAGCGUUUACCUGACAGAGGUGGGAGACACUCAGGUGGUGGUCUUCAAACACGAGAAGGAAGACGGUGCCAUCUCCACCGUGGUGAUCCGAGGCUCCACUGACAAUCUGAUGGACGACAUUGAGCGAGCCAUCGACGACGGAGUCAACACCUUCAAGGUCCUCGUCAGGGACAACCGUCUGGUACCUGGAGCAGGAGCCACUGAGAUGGAGCUGGCCAAGCAGAUCACCUCGUUUGGAGAGACCUGUCCAGGUCUGGAGCAGUACGCCAUCAAAAAGUUUGCAGAGGCCUUUGAGGCGUUGCCGCGCGCCCUGGCUGAGAACUCUGGCGUGAAGGCCAACGAGCUAAUAUCCAAAAUGUACUCUGCACAUCACGAGGGGAACAAGAAUGUCGGCUUUGAUAUCGAGGGAGACGGCCCGUCUGUGAAGGAUGUAGUUGAGGCCGGCAUUCUGGAUCCCUACCUGGUCAAGCACUGGGGCAUCAAACUGGCCACCAACGCCGCCAUCACGGUACUACGAGUGGACCAGAUCAUCAUGGCUAAGGCCGCAGGGGGACCCAAGGCUCCCAAGCAGAGGGGCCACUGGGACAAGGACGAUUGGGACGAGGAGCCUGAUAAGUUUGAAACUCACCACUAGAGGGCGCACACAUGCGAUCAGUAGGUUCUGGAAUGUGCGUGUGAUUUGCCUGGGGGAGGGGGACACCCAAAAUCCGCACAGGUCUACUCCCUCUCCGCUCACGGGACACUGACGUGUGUGAAAUGUUUAUUUUCUUGCUUGUCACUACUAACACCUUGACAAGUAAAUAUUAGAAUAUUUACUAUAAUUAAUUACUAUAAUUACUAUAAUUUUGUGGGUUGGGGAAGGUAAGGCAGGUCACACCAAAAGUUUGGACACCUCUGUGUUACACAAUGUAUGAAUAAUACUGUAUCAUGGUGUGAUUGCAUGCUGCAUGCUCAUUUAAUGCAGUGUGUCGCAUGUAACCAGCAGAGUUUUAGGAAGGUCACAUUACAUGUGCUACAUCCGUGUGCCUUUGCAGCACUAAGGUGCCGUAUGUGCUCAUGAAUACUUGAAACACCUCAUCUGGCUUUCUUUUCUUACUCUGGAUUGAUUUCAUAGUGUCCACUAUUGAAGGAAAUGUUGGCCACAGUGAGACUUUUCAAAUUACU
This is a messenger RNA of Dunckerocampus dactyliophorus (ringed pipefish), 2301 nucleotides long. It is a transcript of the gene cct8, whose product is annotated as chaperonin containing TCP1, subunit 8 (theta). Gene Ontology annotation, biological process: protein folding. Gene Ontology annotation, molecular function: ATP hydrolysis activity; ATP-dependent protein folding chaperone; ATP binding. Gene Ontology annotation, cellular component: chaperonin-containing T-complex. Bases 95 to 1771 code for a protein of 558 amino acids. The record is from RefSeq and is a predicted model, not a curated record. Lineage: Eukaryota; Metazoa; Chordata; Actinopteri; Syngnathiformes; Syngnathidae. The transcript has 15 exons.